AUGGCUGCUAAUAACACCAGCAUGGAAUCCAAUUUCGUUUCUAUGAAGACAGUUGUGGAAUUCUUGAACGUUCAAGAUCAAUAUUGUUUCAAUGAAGAUUUGCAUUGUACAUACAAAUUCAAUGAUUAUUCCCCUCAAGAAGGAGACAGACUGGCUAUCUUCAAAUUGGGGUGGAAUUUUGUCAAAGAUUAUGUAGUCUUUGAGUGGGUACCCGUCGAAUCUGUUGGAGAAGAUAUUCAUUUGGUGGUGUUCAACAAGCAUAUUCUUCCUAAAAAUAAUGUUGAUAUCUAUCAGAUAUGCUACCUCAGUGGAGAAAAUGAAUUGUAUGGAGCAAGCUCACUAUUUCAGUUUUCUUCUCAGAAAGCUGCUGUCACAACUACAACUAGUGAUGCACCACCUCCUCCUACAUUAGCUCAUGAUGUGAAGCCUAAACCAAUUCCUAGAAUCAAUGAAGAUUCAGAAGUUAUAAAGGAUCUUAAAGAAGAAAAUCUCAUGCUGCGUACUACAUUAAAGUUUGUAGUUUCUCAGAAGAAUGAGCAAACAAAAAACUAUGAUGAAGAUAUAACUGAGCUACGCCAGAUUACAGACAGUCUCAAGGCAUCUUUAGAUCUCCAACAGAAAGAAAUCAACAUGUUGAAAACAAAAAUAAUGGAAGGGGGUGAAGAGUACAAGAAGUUGUACAUUGAAAAGUGCAAGAUUGAGAAGAAAUAUGAACAGUUGAAAAGCAAGAAGGAUGAAAAAUCAAAAACUGAUCUGAGUGACAAACUAGCCACUGUUGAUUUGCUUGAUUUCAAUAUUGAUGAACUGAGAUCUAUGCCUCCAUUCCCCUGCUUCAACUCACCUGGCACCUUAAGACUGGAUUGUGUACACCCCAAUGUUAAAUAA
Messenger RNA from Phaedon cochleariae (mustard beetle), 885 nucleotides. Lineage: Eukaryota; Metazoa; Arthropoda; Insecta; Coleoptera; Chrysomelidae. The record is from the annotation of a GenBank genome assembly.